This is a messenger RNA of Neogale vison (American mink), 2089 nucleotides long. It is a transcript of the gene KCNG1, whose product is annotated as potassium voltage-gated channel modifier subfamily G member 1. The transcript has 3 exons. Gene Ontology annotation, cellular component: membrane; voltage-gated potassium channel complex. Gene Ontology annotation, biological process: protein homooligomerization; regulation of delayed rectifier potassium channel activity; potassium ion transmembrane transport. The record is from RefSeq and is a predicted model, not a curated record. Bases 72 to 1628 code for a protein of 518 amino acids. Gene Ontology annotation, molecular function: protein binding; delayed rectifier potassium channel activity. Lineage: Eukaryota; Metazoa; Chordata; Mammalia; Carnivora; Mustelidae.
GGCCGGGCCAACUCCGCCGCGGGGACGCCGUGACGGGAACUUGAGGCGCGAGGGGGAUGUGAAAGCCCAAAAUGACCCUCCUACCGGGAGACAACUCUGAUUACGACUACAGCGCCCUGAGCUGCGCCUCGGACGCCUCCUUCCACCCGGCCUUCUUCCCGCAGGGCCAGUCCCUCAAGGGCGUCUUCUACCGCCGGGCGCAGCGGCUGCGGCCCCGGCCCCGGCCCCAGGACGCGCCCCGCCAGCCCGGCCAGCCCGAGGACCGGCGGCGCCAGAUCAUCAUCAACGUGGGCGGCAUCAAGUACUCGCUGCCCUGGACCACGCUCGAGGAGUUCCCGCUGACGCGCCUGGGCCAGCUCAAGGCCUGCACCAACUUCGACGACAUCCUCAACGUGUGCGAUGACUACGACGUGACCUGCAACGAGUUCUUCUUCGACCGCCACCCGGGCGCCUUCGGCACCAUCCUGACCUUCCUGCGGGCGGGCAAGCUGCGCCUCCUGCGCGAGAUGUGCGCCCUGUCCUUCCAGGAGGAGCUGCUGUACUGGGGCAUCGCCGAGGACCGCCUGGACGGCUGCUGCAAGCGCCGCUACCUGCAGAAGAUCGAGGAGUUCGCCGACGUGGUGGAGCGCGACGAUGAUGAUGAGCCGCUGUCCAGCGAGGACCCCGACAGCGAGGGCCCGGCCCAGGGCGAGGGCCGCCUGGGCCGCUGCAUGCGGAGACUGCGCGACAUGGUGGAGAGGCCGCACUCGGGGCUGCCCGGCAAGGUGUUCGCCUGCCUCUCGGUGCUCUUCGUCACCGUCACGGCCGUCAACCUGUCCAUCAGCACCCUGCCCAGCCUGCGGGAGGAGGAGGAGCAGGGCCAGUGCUCGCAGAUGUGCCACAACGUCUUCAUCGUGGAGUCGGUGUGCGUGGGCUGGUUCUCCCUCGAGUUCCUCCUGCGGCUGAUCCAGGCGCCCAGCAAGUUCGCCUUCCUGCGCAGCCCCCUGACGCUCAUCGACAUGGUGGCCAUCCUGCCUUACUACAUCACCCUGCUGGUGGACGGCGCGGCCGCGGGCCGCCGCAAGCCGGGCGCGGGCAACAGCUACCUGGACAAGGUAGGGCUGGUGCUGCGGGUCCUGCGGGCGCUGCGCAUCCUCUACGUCAUGCGUCUGGCCCGCCACUCCCUGGGGCUGCAGACGCUGGGCCUCACCGCCCGCCGCUGCACCCGCGAGUUCGGGCUCCUGCUGCUCUUCCUCUGCGUGGCCAUCGCGCUCUUUGCGCCCCUCCUCUACGUCAUCGAGAACGAGAUGGCCGACAGCCCCGAGUUCACCAGCAUCCCCGCCUGCUACUGGUGGGCCGUCAUCACCAUGACCACUGUGGGCUACGGGGACAUGGUGCCCAGGAGCACGCCCGGCCAGGUGGUGGCGCUCAGCAGCAUCCUCAGCGGCAUCCUGCUCAUGGCCUUCCCCGUGACUUCCAUCUUCCACACCUUCUCGCGAUCCUACCUGGAGCUCAAGCAGGAGCAGGAGCGCGUGAUGUUCCAGAGGGCCCAGUUCCUCAUCAAGACCAAGUCGCAGCUGAGCACCAUGUCCCACGACAGUGACAUCUUGUUUGGAAGUGCCUCCUCGGACACCAGAGACAACAACUGAGCCCAGAGGACAUGACCCGUCGCCACCGCCAGGAGCUGCCCUCCCUGCCCCCUCCCCCCAGCUCUGCCUGCCCUCUGCGGCUUGAAGCUAUCGCCGUCUCUCCCAGACGACUUCGAAGGCACGUGCGGCUCGGAAUGCAGCCCCGCAUGGGACCGGCUGGAACCACACCCCAAGAAGGACGUCUGCAGCAGCCACAGAGGGGUCCCCACCGCUCCGCCUCCACAAGUGAAGCCGUAGCUGGUCAAGAGCCCAGCACACAGCUGUGUUGCCCCCCACCCCCGCCCCGCCCCCAUAUCGGUUCCCCCCAAUAAGGAGAUGGCUUUGUUCUUUCUACCAUGUAAAUAACAUGCCCAGCAAAGACUUGCUUUGUGGGUCCGCCCGGAGGAAAAAGGACAAAUGACAACAGGAACGUGUGUGUUGAGUGUGGAUCGUGUGCAAUUAAAGAAAACCGAUGAAAAAGA